AUGGCACCACCAUCAAGCAUAUACAUCAUACCACCUUACUUACUCAGUACUCAUGAAGGCGGUCAAUUGCGAAAAAAGCUAGCUCGCAUAAAUGAACGCUUGAGCGCCUGCAACGUGAUAACUAAAGAUUCCCCAUACUUUUCCAAUAUCCCUCUCGAGACCGAUCUCGAUGAUGAAAAAGGUGAUUUCGCAUUCUCUAAUGACCCUAUACUUCAUUCAAUCAUUAAAGAGAAGGUAUUGUAUAAACUUGCUAUAAUUGGCGUGUUGGGUAAUAACCCCAUGGAGUCAAUUGCGUAUGAGGAUAAAUACGUGCAUGAAAUGUUUAACAUAUUCAAAUCUAGAUUGCUUGAGGCUGAAUCUGGUAACAGCAACGUCAGCGACGAGGGAAAUAGUGACACAUCAAAGGAAAAUGCUUCCAAAAGUCCAUUUUCAAUAUUCAAUUCAACUAGAGUUGGUGAAGUUAAUUUCAGAGGUCUUUGUGACGUCAGCAAUUUAGAUGAAUAUCAGGCAUAUUAUCGAAUGACAUUGAAGGAGCUUUUGAGCUUGGCCAAUAACCAUACCAAGCCAGGUUCUGGACAUUGUCUUAGCUCAAUUCGAUUAGAUAAAAAUACGUACUUUGGAUAUCCACUUCCGAUGUCGUGGGCUCCAUUAAUUCACUCCAAGUAUUGGACAUUUUUAAAAGAGAGGUGUGAUUUGAAGAUAAAUGCCGAUGAUGGCUAUUCAACUAUUACUUUACAUUCAGGCAAGACACUCACACAACCCAACGAUAAGGACUUAAGCAACGCGCGUUUCUAUAACUUUAUCACUGAUCAACCAAUCAUUUCAUCAUUUGGGAUUCUCUACUACGAGUUAGAGAUUGAACAAGUGGCUACAGAAGCUACAAGUUUCAAGACGUUGAUUGCCAUGAAUGAUCCAUCGGUGAGCUCCAAUUCUACAUUGGAAGUACUAGCUGGGUUUACCAAACGUUUUGUCACAUAUGAUGCUAUGAAAUCACCAUCAAAUUCAACAAAUCAGCUGUGCACGAUUGACAUGGAGAAAAUUAAACACGAUGUCCAUCAUAACGAGUCACUGGAAGGAUUCUCAAGUACCGAUUUAAACUUGUUUCUCAAUACGCGGCCAGGUGAGUUUAAGGGAAGUUAUGCUGUUAAUUUUGCAGACUCUAAUUUUUACAACUCUAUUAAAGGUGCAGAAGCAUUGGGGAGGGCCCAAAUCUCAAACAUGAAUAGACGGCUCAGUACCAUUGGAAGAGCACAACAACAAGAGCUUGAUUCCGGUAAAAUUGAUGUCGGCAUACCUUUCAGAACCAGGAUGGUUGAGGAUACACCCAGGCACAGAGUGUACAAGACGGAUGUAGUUGGGUGUGGAGUUAAUUUCGUAAACAAGACUAUAUUUAUCACGCUAAAUGGAGUUUUGGCCAAAGUAAUUGGUGAAAAAGAAAUCACAUCGACUCAUGGAGGAUCAAAUGAUUUGUUUGAAGUCCCAAAUUCGCAUGAUCCAACUAUCGAAAUAUAUCCGAUGCUUGGAUUCAAGUUGAAUGAAUUGGAGAGGGUAUUGUCAGUUGAUUCCGUCAGUACUGCCAAAAUCACCACAAAUUUUGGAUUCAAGGAGUUUAAGUUCAAUAUAAAGAGCUAUGUGAACCAUUUCAGGCGAGAAAAUCAAAAGGCAAUUUGCAUGUCGUUGCUUGAAAAGAUCCGACUGAGCCAUUCGAAGCUGAAUGAAUCAAACGAUUUGAGUGAUACAGAGACAGCAUUGUUGCAUGUCAACGAUGAUUCGCAAUUGCUAAACAAAUUGAUCAAGGGUUAUCUUGUUCAUCAAGGAUAUAUUAAAACCUUUAAUGCACUCAAUUCCGAUUUGACUACAUCAACUUCUAAUACCAUCAAUGGCAAUGAAAAUGAUGAAAAAGAUCUGAUUUUGAUUGCAAGUCACGCAAAGAACAGACAACACAUAAAAACACUCAUGCAGUCCCACCAAUUUGAUGAGGUUUUAAAAUUUCUUGAUCAACAUUAUCAUCACGAGUUUUUUGAUUCCACUUUAGGGACUGAUACCGUUUUCAAAAUUAAAUGGCUAGAUUAUAUGAUCAGUUUGAAAGUGUAUUUGGACAGGCGGUUAAAACUACAUGACAAUUUUGAAUUUGAGUUCAAAGAAAGUGAGCAAGAAAUGUUGCGAAAGAUAAUCACAAAAAGGAAUUCACUAUUGGAAGAGUACAAAUCGGAACACUUGCAGGAUAAAGUCAGUCAACUAUCACCUUUACUAAUAGUUCGUCUGAAGCAAGAUCUUGAUAAAUUACCUAAAGUGAAAAAGAUAAUUGGAAACCAUGCCUUGCAUUUCCAAAAGACCUUAGCAUCGGUAAACGCUGUUAUUUUGAAGAGUGCCGGGUUCACGAAUACUUCGAGUCUUGAAAGGAUAUUCAAUCAGGUGGAACAAAAUGUAACUUCAUUGAUUCGGCUAGAUCGCGAUGACAAAUUCAAGUUGGUAAACUUGGAGGCAGACUACAUGGGCCAGAAUAGCUGA
Messenger RNA from Lodderomyces parapsilosis, 2511 nucleotides. RefSeq names its product glucose-induced degradation complex subunit. Gene Ontology annotation, molecular function: protein binding. The record is from RefSeq and is a predicted model, not a curated record. The transcript has a single exon. NCBI's taxonomy places the organism in Eukaryota, Fungi, Ascomycota, Pichiomycetes, Serinales, Debaryomycetaceae. Gene Ontology annotation, cellular component: cytoplasm. Gene Ontology annotation, biological process: cytoskeleton organization; cell surface receptor signaling pathway. The coding region runs from base 1 to 2511 and encodes 836 amino acids.